This is a messenger RNA of Seriola aureovittata, 4140 nucleotides long. It is a transcript of the gene mthfd1b, whose product is annotated as methylenetetrahydrofolate dehydrogenase (NADP+ dependent) 1b. The transcript has 28 exons. Lineage: Eukaryota; Metazoa; Chordata; Actinopteri; Carangiformes; Carangidae. Gene Ontology annotation, cellular component: cytosol. The record is from RefSeq and is a predicted model, not a curated record. The coding region runs from base 119 to 2923 and encodes 934 amino acids. Gene Ontology annotation, biological process: tetrahydrofolate interconversion. Gene Ontology annotation, molecular function: formate-tetrahydrofolate ligase activity; methenyltetrahydrofolate cyclohydrolase activity; ATP binding.
UAACGUUUUUAGAAAAAACUUUAGUUUUUGGAAGCAGUCUCCGCGCUCCUCUUUUUGUCAGGCGUACAGUGUGCAGGAGACACCAGCAACUCAGAGCACAGACUUCAAGGGUCAGAAGAUGUCUGCUCAAAUCAUAAGUGGGAAAGAGGUUUCAGCGCAGGUGAGGGAGCGUCUGAAGAAGGAUGUGGAGCAGAUGAAGCUUCAAGACCCCAACUUCAGACCUGGUCUGGUGGUCUUACAGGUUGGAGACCGUGAUGAUUCAAAUUUGUACAUCAGCAUGAAGUUGAAGGCAGCAGCAGAGAUUGGAAUUCAUGCCACACAUAUGAGACUUCCCAAGACGGCAACAGAAGAGGAGAUUCUUCACAGUAUCACAGAGGUGAAUGAGAACUCGUCUGUCCACGGCCUCAUCGUGCAGCUGCCCUUAGGCUCAGUUCACAAGAUCGACACAGAGAAGGUCACCAACGCCGUGGCCCCAGAGAAGGAUGUUGACGGGCUAACCAGCAUAAAUGCAGGGAAGCUGUCUCGCGGGGACCUGGGCGACUGCUUCAUCCCCUGCACACCAAAUGGCUGCAUGGAGCUGAUCAGACAGACUGGUGUGUCUGUGGCAGGGAAGAGAGCGGUAGUGAUCGGUCGCAGUAAGAUUGUGGGUGCGCCAAUGCAUGACCUGCUGCUGUGGAGCCACGCCACCGUCACCACCUGCCACUCUAAAACUGCUGAUCUCGCUGGAGAGGUGGGAAAGGCAGACAUCUUAGUUGUCGGCAUCGGUAAAGCAGAGAUGGUGAAAGGAGAGUGGAUCAAGAAGGGAGCGGUGGUCAUCGACUGUGGCAUCAACCACAUCCCAGAUGAGACUAAAGCCAGUGGGAAGCGGGUGGUGGGUGACGUCCACUACGCCUCAGCUCGGGAGCAGGCUGGCUUCAUCACCCCUGUGCCUGGCGGUGUAGGACCCAUGACUGUCGCCAUGCUGAUGGCGAACACAGUGCUGAGUGCAAAGCGCUUCCUGGAGGGACAUCAACCAGGGAAGUGGAGCAUUUCUUACACCAAACUCAACCUGCAGAAGCCCGUGCCAAGUGACAUUGUCAUCUCUCGCUCUUGUGUGCCCAAGCACAUUGACCGUAUAGCAAGAGAGGUGGGCCUGCUUUCUGAUGAGGUGGAACUCUAUGGCAAGACCAAGGCCAAGGUCCAACUGAAUAUCAUCAAACGCCUGCAGAGCCAACCAGAUGGCAAAUAUGUGGUGGUCACUGGCAUCACACCCACCCCUCUGGGUGAGGGAAAGAGCACGACCACCAUCGGCCUGGUGCAGGCCCUGGGAGCCCACAUGAACGUCAAUGUGUUUGCAUGUGUCCGACAACCUUCUCAGGGACCCACCUUUGGCAUUAAAGGUGGUGCUGCAGGAGGUGGAUAUUCUCAAGUCAUUCCAAUGGAAGAGUUCAACCUGCAUCUCACUGGUGACAUUCACGCCAUCACAGCUUCCAACAACUUGGUGGCUGCUGCCAUCGAUGCCCGCAUGUUCCACGAGUCCACACAAUCUGACAAGGCUCUGUACAACCGCUUGGUGCCGCUCAGUGGAGGACAAAGGAAGUUUUCACCCAUCCAGAUCAACAGACUGAAAAGACUGGGCAUAGAGAAGACGGAUCCCUCCGCUCUGACUGAAGAAGAGAUCACCCGCUUUGCCCGCCUGGACAUUGACCCAGGCUCUGUCACCUGGCAGAGAGUGUUGGAUACCAAUGAUCGAUUCCUGAGGAAGAUCACCAUCGGCCAGUCUCCAACUGAAAAGGGAUACACAAGAGAGGCCCAGUUCGACAUCACGGUGGCCAGUGAAAUCAUGGCGGUUCUGGCCCUCACCAGCAGCCUGGAGGAUAUGCGUCAGCGUCUCGCCAAGAUGGUCGUGGCCACCAGCCGCAACGGACAGCCCAUCACCACAGAGGACAUGGGUGUGAGUGGCGCUCUAACUGUGCUGAUGAAAGAUGCGAUAAAGCCAAACCUGAUGCAGACUUUGGAGGGAACCCCUGUGUUUGUCCAUGCGGGCCCCUUUGCCAACAUCGCCCAUGGCAACUCCUCCAUCCUGGCCGAUAAAAUAGCUUUGAAGCUGGUUGGACCUGAGGGCUUUGUGGUGACCGAGGCUGGUUUUGGUGCUGACAUUGGCAUGGAGAAAUUCUUCAACAUCAAGUGCCGCUACUCAGGCCUAAGGCCACAUGUGGUUGUUUUAGUGGCUACUAUCCGAGCCCUGAAGAUGCACGGAGGAGGACCAACGGUUACUGCUGGGAUGCCACUGCCAAAGGAAUAUGUGGAGGAGAACCUUGAGCUUCUGGAGAAGGGCUGCAGCAACAUGAGGAAACAGAUAGAGAAUGCGCAGCACUUUGGUGUGCCUGUGGUGGUGGCUGUCAAUGCUUUCAAGACGGACACUGAGGCUGAGCUGGACUUGGUCUGCAGCAUGGCCAAAGCCGCCGGAGCCUUCGAGGCUGUGCGAUGCUCCCACUGGGCUGAGGGCGGAGCUGGCGCGGUGGCCCUCGGUCAGGCCGUCCAGAGGGCCUCCGGGGCCCCCAGCAACUUUAAGUUCCUCUAUGAUUUAGAGCUCCCUAUUGCUGAUAAGAUUCGAAUAAUUGCCCAGAAGAUCUACGGAGCAGAUGAUAUUGAGCUUCUCCCAGAUGCUCAACACAAGGUGGAGCUCUACACCAAACAGGGUUUUGGCAAUUUGCCAAUCUGCAUGGCAAAGACUCACCUGUCGCUUUCACAUGAGGCAGACAAGAAGGGUGUGCCCAAAGGGUACAUCCUGCCAAUCCGAGACAUCCGAGCCAGUGUGGGUGCUGGCUUUCUGUUCCCACUGGUUGGCACGAUGCCCACGAUCCCCGGUCUGCCCACCAGGCCUUGUUUCUAUGAUAUUGACCUGGACCCUGAGACUGAACAGGUCAAUGGGCUCUUCUAAAACAGGACUAUAUGAUGUGUAUAGUUGUGGCCCAGCGCCCCUCCCCUACUGAGCCUUAAUGAAAUGUGAUGGACUAAUGACUGGAAGUGCCUCAAGCUCGUCUGCUGGUGCUUUUUCUUUGUUGUUUUUCACUCAGACACUGACAUCUGUAAAUAAUUGAUUUGCUUUGCCCAGAGGGCGGCUGAUGGGCAAAUCAAGCAGCUUAAUUAAUCACAGGACCAUUCAUUCCCCAGAGAUUGAAAAUCUGUGAUAGACUUUUUGCAAGGGGAAAGUAUCCUGUUGACAGAUCUUUAAGUUACUUUGCUCACUGUGCAUAAACAAACCCGACUUGUAUUUUCCCUUUCCAAAACUCCAAAUGACUAGUAUUUACUACUCGUAUGUUUUGUAUGCACUGCACAAGGCGAUCGCCUCCAAGCCGCUGUCUUCAACAAGUCUUAACAUAAAAAUAAUGGGGCCUUACAAAAGGUUUAAUGAUUAUUCCAACACACCAGCAACAGCCAGGGCAUUAUGUUUUUGGGUUGUCUGUAUCUACAUACCAUUCCCAUGAAUGCAAUAUCUCAAGAACCACUCAAGGGCAUCCCUUCAAACUUGGCACAAAUAUUCAAUUGGACUCAAAGAUCAAGUGUUUAUAUUUUGGAGGUCAAAGGUUAAAGUUCAAAGUAACGGUGACCUCACAUUCUAUAUACGCAAUAUCUCAGGAACGCCCAGAGGGAAUUUCAUUGCCAUAUCUGGCACAAACAUGUCACUUGGACUCUACGAUGAAUUGAUUAGAAUUUGGUCGUCAAAGGUCAAGGUCACUGUGAUCUCACGAAACAUGUUUUUGGCCAUAACGCAAGAAUUCCUGUGCUAAUUAUUACACACUGUAACGCAAAUGUCCAAUAGGAUAAAAUUAUGAAAUUUUAUAUCGAAAUUGUCAAAGGUCAACUUAACUGUGACAUCACAACGCCACAUUAUUCAACACUGUAACUCAGGAAGAGGAGAUUGUGAUCAUAUUUCCUGCAACUUGUCUGGUUGGCAGAGGCGUACAAUCGUGAGGCGGUACUUGAGCAAUACUGUGACUAAAACCUGUCAAAUGUCCUGUAUUCUAACUGACUUUUCUAACUCUGUCUAACAUUGCUGGAUCUGCACUGCUGUGAAAAUGAACUGUCAUGAUGUUGAAAGUCAGUGAUUUCGACUUUUCUGUCAGAAAAAGAUCAAAUAAAGUCUUCUUUACAAUU